This is a messenger RNA of Trichosurus vulpecula (common brushtail), 2127 nucleotides long. RefSeq names its product exosome component 5 (gene EXOSC5). Bases 624 to 1319 code for a protein of 231 amino acids. Gene Ontology annotation, biological process: nuclear mRNA surveillance; poly(A)-dependent snoRNA 3'-end processing; U4 snRNA 3'-end processing. Lineage: Eukaryota; Metazoa; Chordata; Mammalia; Diprotodontia; Phalangeridae. The transcript has 6 exons. Gene Ontology annotation, cellular component: nuclear exosome (RNase complex); cytoplasmic exosome (RNase complex); nucleolus. The record is from RefSeq and is a predicted model, not a curated record.
GGAGCCGUUAACCGUCUCGCUCCGAGACUGCCUCCCAGGUUCUCUCCGGGGCCCGCAAGUCCAUCGCCUGAAAAGCUAUCCACGCCCACGGCCCCACGUGAGCCAGCACCGCCUCCCAAGCCGCCAGGGACGUCCCCCUGGGGAGGCAGCCCCUGUCCGCCACACCCCCUCAGCUCUAACCCGCUGCUCUGAGGCCUCGGAGGCGGCUGCGCCGUCAGGCGGAAUCGUAGCCGGCCCCUUGAACUCGGGUCCUCACGCGCGCCCCGCCCCCUUAACCUCCCCGUGGCUGGGAUAGGACCUCGGACCAUUUUGGUCCCGCCUUCCCUCUCCGACGACCUAAUAGUUUCCUCUGGCCUAGGUCGGGGGCAGGGCUGAGGGAAAGCGUGGCAUUUAGCCUUUAUAAGCAAACUUCGCGCAAGCGUGUCGCGAUCGUGGCUCAUGCGCCCUCUACCGCUGCUCAGGCCCAACUGCACCUGUCCAUAGGAAGUAGGGACGAAAGUUGAAAUCCGACAAAACCACGUGCUUAAACAAAAUGCGCGCGCAUGCUCCCCAAAACCUUCAGGCAUGCUUCCUAGCCACCCCCGGAAGUAGUUUUGUACUGGCCGGCCUUCACGUGGAGGGAGAUGGAGACUGAGCUGGGCUCUAGCGCUGGGCCGGAUGCGGAUACAAGUUCGCGAGGCUCUGGCUGCAGCCUCAGGCAUUUCGCCUGCGAACAGAACUUACUUUCCCGACCUGAUGGCUCCGCCUCUUUUCUUCAGGGUGACACGUCGGUCCUAGUUGGAGUCUACGGUCCAGCAGAAGUAAAAGUCAGCAAGGAGAUCUUCAACAAGGCCACCCUGGAGGUGAUUCUGAAGCCCAAGAUCGGGCUGCCUGGGGUGGCAGAGAAAAGCAGGGAGCGGCUGAUUCGGAACACGUGUGAGGCUGUUGUGCUGGGGACCCUGCACCCCCGAACCUCCAUCACCAUCGUCCUGCAGAUCGUCAGCGAUGCCGGCUCCCUGCUGGCCUGCUGCCUGAAUGCAGCCUGCCUGGCCCUAGUGGACGCUGGUGUGCCCAUGCGGGCAUUGUUCUGCGGGGUCACCUGUGCCCUUGACCCCGAUGGCGGCCUUGUCCUUGACCCCACAGCCAAGCAGGAGAAGGAGGCUCGGGCCAUCCUCACAUUCGCCCUGGACAGCACUGAACAGAAGCUGCUGAUGUCUACCACCAAAGGACUCUACUCUGUGGCUGAGUUCCAGCAGUGUCUCGCCGCCGCGCAGCACGCUUCCCAUCAUAUCUUCCGGUUCUACAGAGACUCUCUGCAGCGCCGGUAUUCCAAGAGCUGACCUGUAGCAGGUCCAGGGAACGUGGCCAGGUGUGGGCUUCCCCCUCUGUCAGAGUAAGGGGUCUCUGAGGUUCCCCCACGUUCCCAGGAACAGUGGAGAUGCCAACUCCUUGGACGCCUUGUGAAUCUGUCUGGGAUUUUGUUUGUCCCUGCUGGGAGUGCUGAGAGAGGGUUGGGCAAGAUCCCCAAGCCCACUGCUAUCUUAGCAGGGCCUGUGUGACCUCUGUGUGAUCUCUGGACCUUAGUUUCCUCAUCAGUCAAGUCAGGGUGUCGGACUCUGUGGCUUUCUAGGAUUAGUCCAGUUCUAAACCUUAUGAACCCAUUGUUUCUGCCCAGAGCUCAGGUGCUGGGAAAUGGGAGAGGAGCAAGCAUUUAUGUGGCACCUACUGUGCUAGGCACCGAGCUAAGAAUUCUACAGACAUGUCUCUUUAAGCCUCCCAGCAGACCUGGGAGGGAGGGGUUGUUAUUAUCCCCAGGCUGCAUUUGAGGAAACUGAGGCAGAUGAAGUGAUUUGCCCAGGGUCACACUGUCAGUUCUGUCUGGAGGCUGGAUCUGAGCCUCGUGGCACCACCCACCUGCUGGGCACUACCGAGACAAGAUGGACCGUUGUUGAUGGAAGGGAACCUCUCCUUUCUGGGAAGGAUAAUUAAGAGCAAGUUCAUGGAGGAGGUGGAGAAUGCUAACAUCUGCAGGGCCCUGCAAAAGGUCCUCUAGGAGGAAGAAAAUAAGACUGGUGUGGGCAGAGGCUGUUUGUGUACCCAGGGCCUGGCACACAGUAGGCCCUCAAUAAAUGUUUGUUGUGAACUGAA